UUUACAGCAUAAAUCUACAGCCCUCUUUCAACGGGUGAACUUCAACCCCAGUCAUCCAAACUUGACAGGCUGCGUGAGCCAAUGCAGUGAGUUGUAGUUGCAGAACAGCAGGGGGCUGCUGCUGGCUGGACUUGUUCGAGGGCAGACAGCCUGUGUGACAUUUGGGCUGGUGCUCUCCGCCUCGCUGUGUUUACACAGUUGUGUCCAUUCACCCUUAGCAAGGAGUCACUUCCCCAACUGGAGCUGAUAAAAGGCAGAGAGGGGUGGGCUGGUCGAUGCGCUUCACUCCAGGACCCAGCGCUCUCCUCUCUCCCAGCACUCUCCUCUUCCAAGCAUUCUCCUCUCCUCCAGCACUCUCCUCUUCCAAGCAUUCUCCUCUCCUCCAGCACUCUCCUCUUCCCCAGCACUCUCCUCUCUCCCAGCACUCUCCUCUUCCCUAGCACUCUCCUCUCUGCCAACACUCUCCUCUUCCAAGCAUUCUCCUCUCCUCCAGCACUCUCCUCUUCCAAGCAUUCUCCUCUCCUCCAGCACUCUCCUCUUCCCCAGCACUCUCCUCUCCUCCAGCACUUUACUCUUCCCCAGCACUCUCCUCUCCCCCAUCUCAGGACUGGCUCUCUGCACUGCUAGUGCUGACUAUAAAGCAUGUGAGGUCCGGACAGGAGCCUGAACAAGUCCAGCAAGUGCUGUCACUAUGUAGAUCCUGAGGAGCAAUGAGCCCGGCCAGAACAGGGAGAGGCAGCAGCAGCAGCUCAUUGAAAAGGCUCGUGUGCAGCUCAUUUGUCAGGACUUGGGGCAGGAGGCGGCCAAACCUCAGGAGGGCACUUUUGCUGAUUUGCACCGCCACAGCCGUCUAUGGAAUUCUCAUAGCCAGUCAGGUGUUCGGCGGCUCGUCCCACGGUAAAGCUGUAAGUAAAGUUGAGCAGAAAGUUGUGACAGAUGCUGCUCUCAGACUGCCAGGGAGCGCACUGGAACGGAACACUUUCUACAUGGAGAACGCGCAGCCACUAGGGGGCGCCACAAACAGCGCUCUAAUAACUCUGCAGCCCAACGUAGUCUACAUCACCCUGAAAACCAAGCGCAGCAAGCCGGCUAAUAUCAGGGGCACAGUAAGACCCAAGAAGAGGAGAAAAUAUGGUGCCCGUCGGCCAGGUGUCCUACACGACACAGAAAGUAAAAAAGACAAGUUAUGGGCGCAGGGGAGUAAAAUUCCUAAUUCCCAACAUAAAAGCCAGGCUCAGAGUUGGAUCCAGGGCAUAGGUGGGCUCAGGGGAGGCAGAGGGAGCUCUCAGAGUAAUAUUAGGAUAUACAGUGACAGUGCGCCCCCCUGGUUCACUAAGGAGGAUAUCGGGGCAAUGCGAUUCCUCGCAGACUCCAGUAUCGGUCACAUCAAGCAGGUGCUUUCCGGCCCAACCAAGCUGCUCCUUUUUGAAAGCGACCAAACCCACCUCAAGAAAAUGCCAGUGUCCCCAGUUGGCAUGUGCCAGGGCCAGUGCGGCGUCAUUAAGCGACCUCUGGACAUGAGCGAAGUGUUUGCCUUCCACUUGGACCGGGUCCUGGGACUCAACCGGACUCUGCCAUCUGUCAGCAGAAGCUUGGAGUUCGUUCAGGAUGGGCAGCCUUGUCCUGUUAUUUUAUGGGAUCCAUCACUGAUGCCGACAGAUAACCAAACCCAGUCUUCUGUCAAGCUAAAAUGGGGCACAUAUCAAGAGAUGCUGAAGCCUAAAUGCUGGCUGAAUGGCAAAGCACCAAAAGCUGACCUGGGCUGUACAGAAAUCCAUCACCAGGAAUGGUGCAAGAUGGCACUUUUUGAUUUUCUUCUACAAGUUUACACUCGACUUGACAGACACUGCUGUGGCUUCAAACCUCGAAAAGAGGAUUCCUGUGCACAGGAAGGAUUAUACUUGAAAUGUAAUAAUCCAGAGAGUAUUGAUUUGACACAUAUCAUUCAAAGAAGGCAAGAUCCCAGGCGCCUGGUCUUCAUUGAUAACAAAGGAUUUUUUGACAGAAGUGAAGAUAACCUGGAUUUUAAGUUGUUGGAUGGAAUAAAAGAAUUUCCAGAAACUGCAGUUUCACUGCUAAAAAGCCACCGGUUACGUGAAAAGCUGCUUCAGUCUUUUUUCUUGGACAAGGUCUAUUGGGAGAGUCAAGGAGGACGUCAAGGAAUUGAAAAGCUGAUUGAUGUCAUUGAAAGAAGGGCACAAAUCCUUGUGACUUAUAUUAAUGCCCAUGGAAUCAGAGUCAUUCCAAUGAAUGAUUAAAAUAAGUUGCCCACUGAACAUGUCUUCGAAAGGAGCUUUGCAUUAGGUGAACCUGAAAUAGCACUAAAUAUCAUAUCACAAAUGGUUCAAAGAUGUGUAACAUAUUGUGUUACAAUUGGGACAGUUUAGGAAUGCUGCUCCCAAAGUAUCUAAAUUGCACUAUUUUUGAAUGUGUUGUUUGUAUUUGUUUGAAUUUUCCCCAUGAGAUCUGAUCAGAUUAAUGCUGGAAAGAUGCAUUUUUUUAUUCUUUAGAAAAAUAAGUUAUAUUAAGAGUAUUUUUGAAAACCUUUAAUGCAGCAACAUUUGAUAAUAUGGGUUUAGUAAUGCAGGGACGUGCACUAUAGCAGACAAAAAAAAUCCCAGAUCACAUGCCCUAUAUGUGCAGUAGUUUGCCAUAUAGUAUGACAUAGCAUGCCAUAUCUAAGCAUUACAAGGAGCAUGUGAUACACAUAUGUAUUUAUAUUGCGUAUAUUUUACAUGCAAUAACAAUGUGCCCAAGUAGUGAAAAGGUCCCUAAGUACCUAAUCAGAUAUAAAAUAGCAGUAUUCCAAAGAUAGAAUUCUAUUUCAACAUACAUGUUAAACGCCUUGUUUCUUUUAUCCGUGUCUUUUUAUGUAUGUAGGAGCAGCUUCUUGGACAUCCUGUUUCCUGCCAAAUAUUCACAAUUCAUAAAAAAAAAAUUUAAUUAUCUGUAAUGUGCUUUUCUAUAUCACAUAUUUUUAUGCAUUGGACCAAAAUAUAUACAGACCAUUUUCUAUUGGCUUUAUCUAUUUUUCUUAUAUGUUCCACAUAUGUUUUCAAGGUAAAUUUAUUAAGAGUUCACAUUAGACAAUACUUUUCUGGAACGGUAUUUGAUGACAAAAAAAUAGCAUUUAAAAUGUAUAUGACUUACAUCCCUUCCUUUAUAACUUUGUACCUUUAUAUCAUAUUUAUACUAAUUAUCAUCUUCAUAAUUGUCAGGAAAAAUGUUAGUAACAAACUGCACAAUCUUGAUGUUUAUUAUCUAAAUAAAUCAUUCAUAAUAU
Molecule: messenger RNA, 3283 nt
Organism: Xenopus laevis (African clawed frog)
Lineage: Eukaryota; Metazoa; Chordata; Amphibia; Anura; Pipidae
Gene: gask1b.L
Product: golgi associated kinase 1B L homeolog
Exons: 4
Coding region: 711-2258 (515 amino acids)
Cellular component (GO): Golgi apparatus; endomembrane system
Source: RefSeq, a predicted model, not a curated record